ACCGAAUGAUUAGGCAAUAAAUCUGGCUGUCAAGAUAAGAGCGCCUACCUGUCACUUCCUGCUAGUCAUACUUAUUCAUUCCUGUCCUUUAUUUAUUUAUUUAUUCAUCUCUGGCGGUGGUUCGGUUCGGCGCUGCCAUUUCUGGUUCCGUCUCAUGUGUCCAGCUCAGUUGGUGGAUCCUGCGGACCGGACGCUCCGACCUUGGCUCCAUGUUCGGCUGAAAUGAGGAGGAACCGCGAGCGGACCCAGUGAGACGCGGACAGGGUUUACCGAGGACCUGGAUCUUCUCUCCAUUUAGACCCAGAAGGAGGAAGAGGAGGAGGAAGAACUGCUGCUGGAAAGGCAUGGAUGAGACUCCACGUGUGUCCUGUAGCUGACCUGUCCGUCCCACCCAGGCCUCUGUGAGCAUGUAUCGCCGGAACGGGCUCUCAGAUGGCACCAGCAUCCAUUCGGUCACCUCAGAGGCCAGCAGCAGCUCGGACUCUCUGGAUGGACCUGGUGAGGACUACGCCAAGAGCUACGACGCAGUCGUGUUCGAUGUGCUCAAGGUGACGCCUGAGGAGUUCGCUAGCCAAAUUACCCUGAUGGAUGCACCGGUCUUUAAAGCGAUACAGCCGGAGGAACUGGCCAGCUGUGGGUGGAAUGGGAAGGAGAAACACAGUUUGGCUCCUAAUGUGGUUGCAUUCACACGCCGGUUCAAUCAGGUAAGCUUUUGGCUGGUCAGAGAGAUCUUAACUGCCCAGACGCUGAAAAUCCGAGCAGAAAUCCUGAGCCAUUUUAUCAAGAUAGCAAAGAAACUGAUGGAGCUGAACAACCUUCAUUCUCUGGUGUCCAUCGUGUCCGCUCUGCAGAGCGCUCCCAUCUUCAGACUCAGCAAAACAUGGGCUUUGGUAAGUCGGAAAGAUAAGGCCACAUUUGAGAAGCUAAACUACUUGACAUCCAAGGAAGAGAACUACAUCCGUAUGCGGGAGUACAUUCGUUCCCUGAAGAUGGUUCCCUGUAUCCCUUACCUCGGAAUCUACCUGUUGGAUAUGAUCUACAUCGACUCAGCCUAUCCUGCGUCAGACAGUAUGAUAGAGACAGAGCAGCGGACCAAUCAGAUGAACAAUCUUCUGAGAGUCAUUGCUGACCUGCAGAUGUCAUGCAACUAUGACUACUUGGUGACCCUUCCACAUGUCCAGAAGUAUUUGUUGUCAGUUCGCUACAUUGAGGAGCUCCAGAAGUUUGUAGAGGAUGACAACUUCAAACUUUCUCUUAAGAUUGAACCUGGUGACAGUUCCCCUCGCAUCACUUCUUCUAAGGAAGACCUGGCAGAUCUGUCUGAGGUGUCUGCCUCCAUCAGGUAUAACCGAAGGCCCACCUGCCCUGACGCAUCUGUGGGUGUUCAUAUUCCCACGCCUCCUCCCUCCCAUCAUAGGAAAAGCCAUAGUCUGGGAAACAACAUGAUGUGUCAGUACGGCAUGCUGGAGAGCAGGAGCGCCACGUUCACUGUAGAGAAAGCUCGACACCUGCUGGAUGACAGCUUCUUAGAGUCUCAGAGUCCAGUCAGGAACGAUCCUCAUAGUACGUCCGUGUCCAACGGGCUAUCGCUAGGCAGCAGUGAAAGCUCAUUCAGGGAGGAACUUUCCCCAGGAAUGGAGAGGGGCCGCAUGUACGCAACACUGGGGCCCAACUGGAAGGUUCCUCACCACAACUCCCACCGGAGCCGAAACUGUGUUUACAGCUUCUCUGCUACCAACUCCUACCACGGAUGCAGCGAAGCCAGCAGUGUGACCAUUGAAGGACCCCUGCGGAGGAAAACAUUGCUGAAAGCGGGACGAAAGCCAAAGUUGUCAUCGUGGACCAGAUUCUGGAUCUGUCUCUCUGGAUCAACGCUCAUUUUCUAUGGGGCUAAAGCUCUGAGAGCCUCUGAGAGGAAACAUUACAAAUCCAGCCCCUGUAAGCAGGUGUGUGUGACUGGAUGGAUAGUGGUUCUGUCAGAUGACCCGGCCCGGCCCAACAUCUUCCAGCUCAACGAUGCAGACAGAGGUAAUGUUUACAAGUUCCAGACAGGAUCCAGGUUUUCAGCCAUCAUCUGGCACAAAAACCUCGAGGAGGCUUGUAGGAGCAGCAGGCCUCUGAUACCUGCAAACCUCAUGUCCUUUGAGUGAGAGCAGACUCGGCUCAGCUGGACUUCAUUGUGCCAAACCCAGCUGCUUGGAAAGUGUUUCGGUAUGAAGUAUAUCAUGUGGUGGUCUGAGCUGAAGCAGGAGAAUCUAGAAGCACCUGAUGCCAUGGAGGCUCCGUGUUCCUGGAUUACACAUCAGACAUGUGGAACGCCAGCGUGUCUGUCUGCUUUCUUCAACCAGAUUAAGUGUAAUGUGAAAAGUGGAGAAAUCAGAUGACAGAAGACUUGACUGGUUUCUUUCUCUGCGCCUCCUGUUCACUGUCAUUCGUUAUGCUGCUGUAAACCAGUGAUCUGCUCUGAAGAUGAUCUUCGGCUUUACAGCCUCCAACCGGCGCUGCUGAAGUAGUCAAGCUGUUAUUGAAAGGCAACUAAAACAAUAAGGAAGCCGUGUUUCAUCACAUUUCAGUAUCAUAACAGAUCCGGAGAGCAGACGGCGCUCGUCCCACAGAUGUGAACUUCCAGCUCAGAGAUCAGAGCUGCAGCCACAAGGACUCUCCAUGAGCCCUGAACCCAGACGGUCAGCUGGACUGAAUUUAUUCCAGAACCAGGAAGUUUGCUUCAAGAGCAGGUGUGAAAUUGUUGAGAUGAAGUUUACCUGUUCUCCUUGCUACCUCAGCUGGUAGUCCUUCUGUCAACGGUAUUUGCUCAUGUACAUAACAAGGUUUACAAAUAGUGUUUUCUAAUGAUAAUGUGAUUAGAAUCCAUGCAGCACCAUGUGAUGGUGUAUGCACUCUAUUAUGGAUCAGACAGUAACAGGCUGAAGCAGCUGAUCUUGUGAAUUUAAAGUACGAUGAAGUACCAAAUUUUCAGUAUGUAAAUAGUGUAUUUAUUUGUAAAAGAAUUUAUUUUUGACAAUUGGCCAGCAAAGGGAAAAAUGAUAUAAUGGAUUAUCAUUGAUUUGCCACCUGCUGCAGGACACUCUUGGUGGGAAGCCAGCCACCCUAAAACUUGGACUGACCCCCGUUCUCCGAUGACGGACAUUGGAAUAAGGGAAGACUCCAGCAGCCUUGGUACUGCUAAAUAAUCUGCUUCCAAAGCAAAAAGGAUAAUUCUGCUUUCUUACAACCUUGAUUAGGCCAUCAGUCUCAUCAGCACCAGUAAUAUUCACCAAAGUAAGAAGAAAGCUUUAAGUUUCUCGGUCUAAUUCACUGGACAGAUGAUUGAAAAAAAACGUAUUCUUUACUCUGAACAGGAUAAA
Molecule: messenger RNA, 3365 nt
Organism: Melanotaenia boesemani (Boeseman's rainbowfish)
Lineage: Eukaryota; Metazoa; Chordata; Actinopteri; Atheriniformes; Melanotaeniidae
Gene: ralgps1
Product: Ral GEF with PH domain and SH3 binding motif 1
Exons: 20
Coding region: 408-2150 (580 amino acids)
Biological process (GO): Ras protein signal transduction; positive regulation of GTPase activity
Cellular component (GO): plasma membrane
Molecular function (GO): guanyl-nucleotide exchange factor activity
Source: RefSeq, a predicted model, not a curated record